This is a messenger RNA of Rhipicephalus sanguineus (brown dog tick), 1974 nucleotides long. Its product is annotated as coronin-6. NCBI's taxonomy places the organism in Eukaryota, Metazoa, Arthropoda, Arachnida, Ixodida, Ixodidae. Gene Ontology annotation, biological process: actin filament organization. The coding region runs from base 161 to 1927 and encodes 588 amino acids. The transcript has 12 exons. Gene Ontology annotation, molecular function: actin filament binding. The record is from RefSeq and is a predicted model, not a curated record.
UGCGUAACCCCCACACCCGCGUUGCUGCUUCCAUUUUGUGUGGUUAUCAAAUCGUAGUCGCCGAUUAUCGACUCGUGCGGGUCUUCACGCUAUGUUACGCUAUUUUUGAGCGUGCUACCUCGAUACAUCGGACGGCCACGGCUUCAACUCUAGUUGAAAUAUGGCGCAUCGGAGCAUUGUGCGGACGAGCAAGUUUCGGCAUGUGUUUGGUCAGGCCCUGAAAAGAGAACAGUGUUACGACAACAUAAGGAUCACGAAACAGUCAUGGGAUUCCAAUUUUUGUGCGGUCAAUCCAAAGUUCUUGGCCAUCAUCAUAGAAGCUGCAGGCGGUGGGGCAUUCAUGGUGCUCCCAUUAAACAAGACGGGUCGAGUGGAUGUGAACCAUCCUCUGGUGGCUGGGCACAAGGGACCUGUGCUGGACAUCGCUUGGUGCCCAUUCAAUGACAAUAUAAUUGCCAGUGCUUCAGAUGAUGCCAUGGUUCGAGUGUGGCAGAUCCCAAACUUUGGCCUUGUUCGCCCGCUCGUAGAUCCAGUGGUGGAGCUACCUGGACACGAACGCCGUGUCGGGCAAGUGCUGUGGCACCCAUCAGCCAACAACGUACUGCUCAGUGUUGGAGCUGACUGCAAGAUCAUCAUCUGGAAUGUAGGCACAGGUGAAAUACUGUCCUGCAUCGACCACCCAGACAGUGUGUUCAGCUGCUGCUGGAACUGGGAUGGUAGCCGCAUCGUAACAACUUGCAAGGACCGCAAAAUUCGUGUCUACAAUCCAAGGACAGGGGAUGUGGAAGCGGAGGAUUUUGGGCACGAAGGUGCCAAGCCACAAAAAGCCAUCUACUUGAGGGAUGGCCUCAUUUUUACGACUGGGUUCUCAAGGAUGAGUGAAAGGCAAUACGCCCUUCGCGUUGAGUCGGAACUUGCCCAGCCAGUGGUACUGGAAGAACUAGAUACAAGCAACGGUGUGCUGCAGCCCUUUUAUGACCCAGAUGUGAAUCUGCUGUAUCUAGCCGCAAAGGGCGACAGCAACAUCCGGUACUUUGAGGUGACAGACGAGCCCCCGUUUGUGCAUUACAUCAGCACGUACCAGUCGAGUGAGCCGCAGCGGGGAAUGUGUGCCAUGCCGAAGCGCGGUUGUGAUGUCCACCAGUGUGAGAUAGCAAGGUUUUACAAGCUGCACUCCAAGGGCCUUUGUGAAGUGAUUUCUUUCACAGUACCACGCAAGUCAGAUCUAUUCCAGCAAGAUCUUUACCCCGAGACGCCCGGCGACACUCCUGCUAUAUCGGCUGAGGAGUGGGCAGAGGGAAAAGAUGCUGACCCAAUUCUUAUCAACUUGAAAGAAGGUUACACAGCCAGCACGAAGCAGGACUUUGCGGUGACCAAGAAGCCCAACAUUCUUAACAAAAUGCCCGAAAGGCCAGUGGCACAAAAAGGAAGCGAACAGUCGGUGACCUCAGCAGUAUCGGACGCAAAGCUGGACGAGCUAUUGGAUGAAAUCAGGAAGCUCAAGUCCAUUGUGGUGAAGCACGAGAAGCGCAUCAAGGAGUUGGAGUCACGAAUGGAAGGCAGCAAGGAGGACGCCUCCAUCGACAGACCCAGUACCCCGCCGACACCGCCGCCCGGCGACCAGAAGCAGAGCAACAACAACCACGAAGAGAAUGCCUCGGGACAAGGUCAUCCGUUACACAAGUCAGAGACAAGUUCAAGCCUGUAUUAUCCACCACCACGGAGCCUACCCUGCAAAGCACUGCAAGGUGCUGCUAAAGCAGACAAUGUGCCCCACGGUGACCAUUGCAGACGUGGCAAUGGCAAGAUGACACUAUUUCUGCAGAACAUGAAUCGUGCUUGGAAUAGCCUUGUUGCCAGCCCGAUGGUGCGCAGCCGUCAAAAUGGCACAAGGUCCCAAAUCAGUUUGCAUACAAGUUCCUCAUAACAACACGACCUCCUGUUGCAGUAAGAGUUCCCAACUAACCGCAGCAU